Molecule: messenger RNA, 372 nt
Organism: Postia placenta MAD-698-R-SB12
Lineage: Eukaryota; Fungi; Basidiomycota; Agaricomycetes; Polyporales; Adustoporiaceae
Exons: 3
Coding region: 1-372 (123 amino acids)
Biological process (GO): ribosomal large subunit biogenesis; cytoplasmic translation
Cellular component (GO): cytosolic large ribosomal subunit; ribosome
Molecular function (GO): RNA binding; structural constituent of ribosome
Source: RefSeq, a predicted model, not a curated record
AUGAAGUUCAACGCUGACGUGUCCUCUUCCCGCCGCAAGGCGCGCAAGGCGCACUUCUCGGCGCCCUCGUCCAUCCGCCGCAAAAUCAUGUCCUCUGCUCUCUCGAAGGAGCUGCGCGGCAAGCACAACACUCGUUCACUGCCCAUUCGUAAGGACGACGAGGUCCGGAUUGUACGCGGGAAGUACAAAGGUCGGGAGGGCAAGGUCACGCAGGUGUACCGCAAGAAGUGGGUGAUCCACGUUGACCGAGUCCAACGGGACAAGUCGAACGGUGCUGCGGUCCCUAUCGGUAUCCACCCCAGCAAUGUCGUUAUCACGACGAUCAAGCUAGACAAGGACAGGUAUGUCUAUGGCGUCAGCGCAUUCCCGUGA